AAUUCUAUUUCUUCUUCUAAUGGACAACGGAGUCUGGUCCUAUAGAUAGGGAUUGAUGGUAAUUGCUCUGUCCGUUAUUUUAGACAACCUAGAUAUCGUCAUCUGUUUUCGUUAAACAUGAGUACCUUCUCUCUUGACUUGAUAGAAAAGGACUUCGUACAUUACUGGUUAAUGUCAAAAAACAGUUCUCUGGCUCCUUCUACGUUCAUAGACAUAUCAAACGGGUUUCGAGCGAAGUUUGAAUCCGAAAACUUGAACAUCAACCUCGACUUUCUGGUCUGUCCACAAGCUGUUGUCAAUAACAUUGUUUUAGGACAGGUUUUUGGAGACCCUUACUACUUUGCCUUGCCAGAGACGUUAAGCCAAACGGUGCACCCCACAAGUCGGCGAUUUGUAUUUGAUAUGGAACAAAGUGAGUUUCUAGAGGUAAGUUUUUUAGAGUCUUUUUUUAAUAAUCCCACAUAUUCUAUUUCGCUUUCUGCGUGUGUGUGCGGAGUAGUUUCACUGGUAUACCAACCAAAACAUGUUAUUGACCAUCUGGCUUAAGGUGAGCCCUGGCAGUAGGAAAAUUUU
Molecule: messenger RNA, 573 nt
Organism: Galdieria sulphuraria
Lineage: Eukaryota; Rhodophyta; Bangiophyceae; Galdieriales; Galdieriaceae
Exons: 2
Coding region: 118-546 (142 amino acids)
Source: RefSeq, a predicted model, not a curated record